Molecule: messenger RNA, 4790 nt
Organism: Engraulis encrasicolus (European anchovy)
Lineage: Eukaryota; Metazoa; Chordata; Actinopteri; Clupeiformes; Engraulidae
Gene: rnf26
Product: ring finger protein 26
Exons: 2
Coding region: 540-1964 (474 amino acids)
Biological process (GO): ubiquitin-dependent protein catabolic process; protein ubiquitination
Molecular function (GO): ubiquitin protein ligase activity
Source: RefSeq, a predicted model, not a curated record
UAAUAGGCUACACAUAAAUCAUACGUGAUGGAUGGUGGUACACACACACACAUCAUGGAUGGUGAAUUAUAGGAUACUGUGUCAAUGCAAUCCAAUGAAACUGAACAUUGAACUGAACAGUAGGGUAUAUGACAGGGCUCCUCAUACCUUUUAUUUGUUUUAUUUAUGUAUUUUGUUAGUCAGUUAGUUAGUUAGCUGUCAUUUUCCAACAUGAUUGUUCUAAUGAUAAUCUAAAAAUAAAUGCAAAUGUCCUGCAGAAAUAGCCUAGGUAGAACUAUUAUGUUCGGAAGUGCCUCCCGCCAGCGAGACGGACUUUUAUUUUGACAUUCUCAGAGGCCAUGCUCUUUCGUAGGUUGCCCGUUGCAGCCAACUUCACGGAGGAACUAGUUCUACAUACCUGCUCUGAAGGAGCAACAACACGGGAAUGGCAGACUCAAUAUCGCACAGACUUCCUGACUGAAGUCACAUGAGUGUCUGAAUUUCAGCUGACCUGUCCGAGUGGAUGCAUGUGUUACCCGAGGGCGUAACACGACACAGGCAUGGGCCUCGUCAAUGUCAUAUUUUACACGCUAGGAAAAUGCUUCGAGAUCGUCAGCUUCCUGCUGGACCUGAACUUCGUCAUAGUCCAUUCCCUGAUCCGGUUCCUCGUCGCCUCCAUCAACUUCGUGCACCAGCUACCCAUGCUGGUGACCAACUCUGUGCUGGAAUGCUGGAACCUGAGCCUGGUGUGUCUCUUCACCAUGUCCGAGGGGGUGUCUAUACUCACUCACAACGUGGCUGGAGGAGGACAGCAGCUUGUGGGCGGUGUGGUGGAAUGCUGCAAGAUGGUGGGCUACCUCGCCUCCCACGUGCUCCUUCGAACCCGGGACUUGCUCCAUCGAGGGCUGCUGUCAGGUCAUAGCGUGCUGAAGCAUGUCUGGGAAGGUUUUGGCAUUGCCCUCAGCCUCAUACUCUACUUAGCCAACACUAUUGUCAACCUGCUGCUCAUAGGCACGCAGAACAUGUACACUGUGUUCGUGGGCCUUUGUGAGACGGCGCUCUAUCCCAUACAGAACAUUGUGGAGCUCGCGUUAACGGCCCUCAGUUUCCUGUACAGCAGCCUGGUGGGAGCGUCCAUCUUCCUGUGGACGCCGUGUCUUCUGGCCGCAGAGUUUGUGGCGUCCCUCUGCCAGGUCUUCUUCAGCAUCUUCCUGCUCAACGUCUACGGUCUCCUCUUCACGCUGUCCGUUGUGGCGGGCGCCACCGUCUACCUGAAUCCGGAGGUGUCCCGGAGGCACUUCCGCCGGCUGGCGCACUACGUCAACACUGUGCCUUCCCUGCGCGGCCUCAGGGGCGCGCUGCGGCGCCUCUACGUGCUGGAGAGGAACCUGCGCCAGAGGCUGGUUUUGUGGGACAGCAGCCACAUUAGACUCGCUGCGCGGAGACUGCAGAGGCGGGUGGUGGUGGUGGCAGCGGCGGUGAGGGCUGAUGGGGACGGGAAUGUGGACGCUGGCACGGGGGACGCACUGCCACCGGUGCCACCACCACCAGAGAGGAGAGAGCAUGACAGAGACAACGCAGCAGGUGGUGGUGGUGGUGGUGGUGGUGCGGGAGACGGACAACCAGCACAAGAUCUGGCACGCCGGCCCCUAGCUGCCGCAUCUGAACCAGAACUGGGACAUCACUCGUCUGGUGUAUGUCAACACAAGGGGGCGCCAGAUGGGAGCGGGGACUCCUGCAAAGCCUCCUCUUCUUCCUCUACUCCUGGGGUGGACUCCAGCCUGCUGUCGCUACUGCAGGAACAGGAGGAGAGGAAGAAGUGUGUCAUCUGCCAGGACAGCUUCAAGACAGUGGUGCUGCUGCCCUGUAGGCACCUGUGCCUGUGCAGAGACUGCACCGACAUACUGCUCACCCAACCGGUGUACCAGAGGAACUGCCCACUCUGCAGACACAUGAUCUUCCAGACCAUGGACGUGUACCUGUGAGAACUGAGGAGAUGUUCCUGUCUGCAGACACAAUAUGAUCUUCCAGACCAUGAACGUGAACCUGUGACGAGAUGUCACAGUGCAGUUACAACGCUAAAGGAAACAAAAACAAGGACGCAAAACAAACAAGAUUGAAGUCUGAUUUCAGGCCCAUAGUUGUUCAUUUUAGUCUGAUUUCAGUCACGCCAGUCACGUGACGUAAAUGACACCAAAUCGUUUUAUGCUGUCUGAUUUAAAGGAACAGUCCACCCUUUUUUGAUUUACACAUAUCUGCUGUAUUUCUAAGCAUUAUUCAUGAAUGUGCGUAUAAUUUUCUUCUGUGUUUUCAGUACUCAGAUUUAUUGGAUCAGAAUUAUUUGCAUAGCUUAGCAUAAGUUAAUCGCUGGAAAUAAAUGGGCAGCAUUAGCAUCAAGCCACAAGUGAUAACAGGACGGGAUUAAAUGGCUGUUUUGCACUCUGGUGAAUUUUGCAUUAAUUUUAAAGUAGUUUAAUUACAUUUGAUGUUUUGUUUGCUCCCCAUAGACUUGCAUUGCUACUCUUAAUUUGGCUGUACGGUUAAACUAGGUAAUGCAAACACAUAGACGAAAAUGAUAUGCACAUUCAUGAAUAAUGCUUGGAAAUACUGCAAAUAUGUGAAAAUCAAAAAAGGGUGGAGUGUUCCUUUAAGAAACUAUUGUCACGUACGUUUUGGGGGUAAUUUAAUUUGUAUGAUUUCUUAAUUGAUUAAUCGCAUUGAAAUCAGAUUGUUUUGCUGUGUCUAACGGCACUGUGUCUGGCAAGGACUGUUGUAUCGCUUUGUUUCGUGCUGUGUGUCUGUCAGCACUCAGCAAGAUGUGUCUGGUCUGUGGGUGAGAGCUUUGCGCCAUGAGUAGGAGUGGCAGGAUGAGGAGUGGGCAGUCUCCAGACCCACAGCUGAGGGUGGUAGUGAGUGUCAGCGAGUGAUCCCACUGUGGACUAUUGGCAUGCAAUUCCUGGCAGUAUUCCAAGAACAUGGCUCAGUAGUAAACAAGGUUAAGUGAACGUUGAGGUAGUCAUGCAUAAUCUAAUAGAAGAACCUUGAGUGCAUUUCUGAAGUAAAAUAUCUGUGGGCAUAGCAUAGUUUAUGAGGUGGAUGGUGUUGGUACGUCUAAGCUUAUACCACGUCUGAGAUUAUCUUAAAGUGUUCUCACCACUUUAUAACAAAUAUAGUAUAAAAUAUCAACUGUGGACAAUCCCCCCCCCCCCCUUACUUUCCAAAUCCAACCUACACCGUUGUCUGAGGGCUAUCUGUUAACAGAUGUACUACUUCCUGUUGGUCUACGUAACCAAGUUUAUCACUUAACCACAUUCUUGGAAUACCCCCUUGCCCUUACUUACCCAGACAGUUUGAACAGUCUGUUUGACACCAAAUAAACAACCAAGCAGACAGACCAAUAGAUAAGACCACAUGGCCAAUUUUUAUAUAAUGUGACUCGAUCCUCUUUUGUACCAAUAGAUUGUUUUUAUGCGGUGUGAAAUUUAGAAGGCUGCAUGAAUGAGGAGCUGUGUGCAAGGUUUUGUGCGAGGAAUAUUACAGUUCUUCUGCAUUAAUGCAAUCAUUUCAACAUGUGCUGAUUUUUGUUUUUUUGUAGAGGUUUAUUUUUUCACUUGGGUCCUUCCCUCACUUUGAUUCCAGUUAAUUUUUUGUAUGUAAUGAUUAUUUUUAUUUUUGUUGCUCUCUUUCCACCAAACCUCUCUUUUCCAAGUGGAAUUGAAUUGAGCAUACCUAUUACUACUGUGCUAUUGUUUCAUAUUCACACACACAAGGGAACAGACCUAUUUUCAAAAAGUGUGCUGAACUCUUUUUUUAGCACUUUUUUUUGCAGUUGUCUUAAAAGAAGCUGAACAGUACUCCUUAAAUAGUAAGAUAAAGGUAAAGAAAGGUUAACAAAAGAUGUGAAAAUGAAUACUAAAUACUAAAAUACUAAAAGGAUUGUGGGUUGUGCUUGGGAUGAACUGUUCAAGAGUUUGUAUUUACCUGAAGAAGAAUAACCUGUAUGUUUAGUAGUUAAGGUAAGCCACUAUUGUUAUGUGGCUGAAGGCCCGACCCACGUCUUAUAGAGGGCUCUCGUGCUUAAAUUGUCACCAUAUACAGUAUAUUCAUAUUGUACCACACUUGUAUUCCAUUUCAGUCAAUGCUGGUGUUGUAAAUGAUUUUGUGGGUAGAACCAGUUUACAUUCCGUUGUGUCUGCGUUUGUUCCUUUGAUUGAAGAUGGACAAUUUUCUUUUCGUUUACCAGGGCUGUAUUCAACUAUACGAAGAACAUGGUUGAGAGAUAAACCUGGCAAAGUUAACCUAAAGAAAGUGGUAAACCUGCUAGCCUGCAAGUGUCUUUUAGGCUAUUUCACAAGGUGAUUUGGCGCUACUUCCAGGUUACCAUAUCCAGGUUUGGAUCUAAACCAUCUUAUUGGGGAGACAUGUGUGCUUGCAAACACCCAUGUAACCACUGUCAAGGAUGAGUGUAGGAUUAUCCUGCACUGCCUUGAAGUUAUUUUAUAGUCAUUUUGUCCAUUUCUUGUGCAGUGCCUUGAUAUUUGAGGGAGAGAGCAGUAGUUUUUAAGUGUUUCAUAAUCAUGAUAUAGUCAUCUGCACAUCACUAGAGGUAAAGAUUAAUUUGAAGAAAAAAAUGUUUUGUUUAAGUUUGUUUUUCACAAGUGACUGUUGGCAGGGAUCUUGGCUUAAACUGUGUACCAUGCGACUUCUUUCUUUUUCAAUCGUUGGAUUUAUUUUUGUAUUUAAAAGGUAUGAGGAUGGUGAGAAUGUAUGCAAAGCGACACUCAAUAAAACUGAAAUAACAGUUCCAUUUU